AAAUGGUGGUGGCAAAAGCAUAUGACUUAGGCUUAGCUCACAUUUCCAAAGCGGGGCCUGGCCGGGCAGCUCUCGGGAGCGAAAAGAAUAAUAUAAAAUACAUCAAGAUACACGAAAUUUCCAAAUACGAUUCAUGGGCAUGAUUUGUGCAUAUUUCUAGGUAUGCAUUUAAACUUUUCGUUUCUUAAAACAAAUGGACUCCGCUUUGGAAAUGUGACCUAAGCCUUAACAAGCAUCCACGUUCAAUUCAGAAACAGACAAAUUGCUCCUUUAGAAUGCAUCUGGCAAAAUCCACACACAAACCAAUAGUAUCUUCUAAUAAUACCUAGUUCUGUGUAUCUUCUUAUGCCCGUCCAGCUUGCUCCGGAGUUGAGAGGACGGUGUGUACAGACGGCGACUGUGACGUCCAUGAGGUUGUCUGUGACGGGAUAGUGGACUGUGACGAUGGGAGCGAUGAAAACGACUGCGGUAAGUCAGGCAUUUCGCGCUGCGCCUGUCGCCGACGAAGAUUUCCGUUUCGUAAACCGUCGUUGCCAUCGAGAACAGUCGAUGCCAUAUUUUAGAACGCUCGUUGCCUUUUCAACGGACGAUGCCAUUUCCGAGCGAGUUCCGAGUACUCGUGACGUGUUCGUGAAGUUUUCGUAACUUUUCGGAACAUUUCUUAGAAUUGUGGGUAACGUUAAUCGCAUUUCUGGAAGACCAACUUGGCGUCAGAGAAAGAUCGAGACCCUGAUCCGCUUGCAGAAGAAACACAGAAAAGACCUUCUCAGGACUAAAAUGAUGUCCUCCACUCAGCUGAGUUUGCAGGCAAAGGAGGCCAAGCACGUUGGGGUGGCUGAAGGAAGACCAGACCCAGCCCGAGAAUCAUAUGCUGAUCUCAUAAGAUCAUCGAUUGAGGAGAUGAAUGACUUGAAAAAGCUUCAGGAUUCAAGUGAAGUUGAUGAGAAAGCAUUCCUUGAAACUUUACCAGAGGAUUGCCGUUACAAGAUAACAAGUCUCCGGGGCACCUCCUCUGGGUUUGAUGCAAGUGUCGAAACACCAGACCUGACUACUGACAACUACAAUGACUGGUUACUUGAAUAUGGAGCCAUAACCAACACUUGCCUGAGGAAGGGGACAGUCAAGGGUGAGUCGUCUGGCUUUUUCCUGCGGACUUACUACCGUUGUCAACACAACACAAGACAGUGGAGUCCAAGCAAAGACCCUCAGCGCAGACUUGGCAUUGACCCUACGGCUAGGGUUAAGAAUACAAACUGCCCAUUCCAGUUAGUGAUGAAGAUCUCAAAAGAAAAUGUCACUACCAUCGACAUUCACAGUCAGCACAAUCACUCAGUUGGCACGUUGGAAGCCUCCAACUUCAAAGAUUUGUCAGAGGAAACAAUAGACAAAGUCUAUAAGCUUUUUGAGUCUGGUCUGACACCAUCUACUGCUAGACAGCAGUUUUUGAGCGACCUCAAAAGUGACUGUAUGGAUGAGAUCACCUUUCACCGACAAAAGGCAGACCGCUCCAUCAUGCCCAGGAAGAGAGACUUCAAUUAUUUGUAUGAACAGUUUGGGAGGGAAAGGUAUGGAGGAAAAGACAGUCAAAUGUUUGUCAAGCUGAAAGAAAGACUCGAUUCAUAUAAAGAAGAAAAUCCAGAGGCAAGCAUAAAGUGCCAGAUCUAUGAGGGUGACAGCAAGCCUCUGAUAAUCGCACUUGUAACACCGUUAAUGAAGAGAGUCCGUAGGGAAGUUCCUCAGUCAGCUGAACUUGUGUUUGUUGAUGCCACUUCAAAUACAGAAGAACAUAACUUAAAGGUAUUCAUGUUGUGCACCUACCAUGUGGCUGGCGCACUACCAUUAGGUAUUGUAAUAACAAGUGAUGAGAAAGAGAGUACCCUGUGUGAAGGUUUUCAGGCACUUUAGUCAUUGUUGCCACCUGAUGCCUUUUAUGGCAAUGGACCAGAAGUUGGUCCGAGUGUCAUACUGACAGAUAACUGCAAUGAAUAGCGUAAUGCUCUUAGCCAAGAAUGGCCAAGGGCAACUCUGUUACUAUGCACAUUUCAUAUUCUCCAGCAAGUAUGGAGAUGGCUCCAUGACAAGAGAAACAACAUAAGACAGGAGGAUCGACCGCACUUGUUAAGUCUGUUCAAGACGUGCCUGUAUGCCGAAGAGACAUUUCAUAAAUGUUGUGCAGACUUGUUUCAGGAUAGCAAAUGUAAACUGUAUUGCAACUUCACCACAUAUGUGUCAGGUCUGUGUAAGAAGAAAGAGGCAUUUGCCCUCUGCUUUGGAAGUAACCUACUUGUGAGAGGUAAUCAGACAAAUAAUUUUGUAGAAGCACAAUUUCUUGUUUUGAAGGACACUGUCUUAAGAAGAGUUAAGGAGUACAAUGUAGUGGAUCUUGUAGAGAAGAUUACAGCAGACUUAGAAGAUCACUACAAGACAAAGUUGCUGUCACUAGAAGACGGGAGCUUUGAUGUAACCUACAAUCGGCGCUUUAUGGGAGCAGGUAAAGAUGGAGGGACAGGAUUCCGGGUCCCUUCACAAGAGGAGCAGACUGCCUACAUCUCAUCCGUGGAGCAGUUCGAGAACAAUGUGUUCCGGAUUGCAAGUGCGUCUAAUCUAGAACAAAGCCACACAGUAGACAUGACAGUGGGAGUUUGCAGCUGCACCAUUGGAAAAGAUGGCACUCUCUGCAAGCAUCAGUAUAUAUUAUGGGCAGCUAAGAAGGUACAUUGUAUUGAUUUUGUCUCUUUCACUAAUGCAGAAGAGAGACAGAAACUGGCUAAGAUUGCAAUUGGGAAAGCGUUGCCGCUGUCGUAUUACAAUGAUUUGCGAACUGUUGACCAAAGUGUUGUUAAAUCAUGUGGAUAAUGAGCUCCCAACAGCAAUGGGUGAGACAGAGGUUGAAACAGAGGUUGAGGAGCAGGUCUGUGAAGAGCGGGAACCUGAUGCAUGUAUUGACACGGCAUCAAAUUUGCUACAUAUGGCAUGUGAGCAGAUUACAGAGAAACUGAAAUCAACCAAUGAUACAAAUCUAGCUACAGCAAUUAUCAAGUUUUCAAAGCGAGUCACAAGUCUUGCUGGGCCUUCAACAAUGCAUGCAAAUCUUGUAAAAGCACUGCACAAUUUUGGGUCUUAUGAGUUGAAGAAAACAGGUGUCGGAAAAAAAUCCAGAGUCCAGCCAAAUAGAAAAAGGAAGUGUGAAAAUGGCAGCCACCGGGCAGUCCCAAAAGGAAGGCCUGCAAAACUACAGUCAGCACAACCAAGCUUAGAAGUACCUCGUAAGAAAUGUAAGCGUUCCCACAGUUUGGCUAAAGCUGUGAAGUCAAACACAAACACCAGCAAAAAGUUAGGGUCUCAUGUAGUGAAAUCAAAAACAAGACAUAUACAAUGGGAGAAAAGAAGAACAGAUUCUUCUUGAAAGAAGUAGUAAAAACUAUAAUUGGCAUGUAGCAAAAAGAUGGGAUAAGAAAUGCCCUUACAUAUUUCUAAGUCCAGCAAUGAUGCUAUGGAAAUAUGACUGGUUGGAUCAAAAUAGACCUUACUUUUUACUUUAUUAGCUUGCAUGUUCUCCUAAUGUAGUAGGCUAGUACUGAAAUGCUCCCACCAUGGGUCAUUUCUGUGGUGUUACCAGGGUAAUAUGUAUUUUUGUCUGUUUCUUGGUAACUAUGUUUGUAAAGUUUUGUACUGAAGUACCUGAGCUAUAGGCUUGAAAACAAUUGUAAUUUUACUUUUUCAACAAUGCAACAUGGUAUUGUGUUCACAAAGAAGCCAAUUUGGGCCACUGACCUUCAAAUAUUGUAAGGCAAUGAUAAUCACUAAUGCAAGUUGUGGAUUUUUUUGUAAAAGGAAUGCAGCUAUAUGUAUGAAAUUGUUUACUACAGUUGUUAUAUCUGUUUAGUCCCCUCAGUGUUAGAAUAGAUCAGGAUUGUGACUGAAAAGGCGUUUUACAUUAUUGUAAUUCGAGACUUGAAUACCAUUAUUGUACUGUAUUUGAUGUUAACAUACUAUUGGAUAGCUUCAUUUAUGGUACAAUUUAGUUGCUAUAUUUUCUUGUCGUUAACCAUUUAGUUGGGACUUAUCUAUAUCUAUGACUUGUUGUCCUUUGUUUCCUGUUUCAAUUAUUUCAGUCGUUGUUAAGAGGAGGGUUUGUAUAAGCCUUCUCCCUCUCUCUGCACGCUAUGUAUAUAUUAUCUUUACUUUCUGUACUUUACAUGCUUCUUACAUAAUGAUCAGACGUGCUUGUGAUGUGGCUCAAGUUCUAUCUGUCCAUAUGUAUUUAAGAAGAUGAGAUACUCAGGCAGAGAACUUUGUCAUAGAUCAGGUUACUUUUAUUUGCUUGAAAGAUGUAUUGUGUUGCACUUGUGAAUAGUAUAGUUUGUAAUGGAGGAGUAGAAAUCCUUUCAUCAUUAACUGCUGUUGAAAACAAGUGUUAUUAAACAUUCUGCCUUGUAUGUAAAGUGUAAGGAAUUUUCUUUGCAUAUUCCAUAGUGAUCCAUUACUUUGUAACUUACAUGUUCAUGGUACAAUGGUACAUAUAUUCACUGUACAUAGCUUAUGCAUAAAUCAGGAAAUACAAGACAGUGGUUGAUCAAAAUAAAACAUGUACAGUACAGGAAUAUGAAUGGCCAGGUUUCAUUUGUACUUCAGUGGCUCUAGAUAAAAUGAACAGAAGAGUAUAGACCUUUUUCAAUCUCAAAAUUGGCUACCUUUUAAAGCUUGCUAUAUGAUGUUCUAAAUCUUCGUUCUUGUUUAUAACACUACCAAACAUCUCCUUCCUAGCUUGAUAGAUGUGUACGGGUGAAAUAUUAGCCCUUUAAAAAUAACUUAAGUACUCUAAUUCUUUUCACGCUCAAAAAUCUUACAAUUGCCAAAGGUAAAAAUCACAAUGAACAUUUAUCGAGUAAACCAGCCCCACUGAGGCAAUAACAUAUUUGAAUGUAGAUUAAUCAAAUAAUGACUGGUACUAUUACUACUACUAGAUUGUUUUCCUGUGUCUGUAAAUUGUAUCUUAAGUUUCUGUGAAAUAAACCCAACAUAAUGACAACCAUUUACUUGCAAACUUUCAAAUAUAAUAACAGUGCAGACACAGUAAAAACUUUUGGUGAAAAGGCAUAUGGGCAAGUAUCACAGUGAGAGAUUCAACCUGUUGUUCCAACCUUGCGAUCAGUUGAUGUUGUGGGAUUUCUGCUGGUGUCUUAAUAGAUUUCUUUUCUGAGGAAAUGUCUUGUCACAGUGGUUGCACUUGAAUCGCAUGGUCUUUUUAGCGAAUGCCCACAAACGCCCACUCUAGAGAAGUCCGCGCUGCACG
Messenger RNA from Branchiostoma floridae (Florida lancelet), 5296 nucleotides. RefSeq lists its product as uncharacterized. The record is from RefSeq and is a predicted model, not a curated record. The coding region runs from base 778 to 1905 and encodes 375 amino acids. The transcript has 3 exons. NCBI's taxonomy places the organism in Eukaryota, Metazoa, Chordata, Leptocardii, Amphioxiformes, Branchiostomatidae.